AGGCCGGAAGUGGGGAGGGCGGCGAGGCCCCCUUGUCAUUGGCGCCCGGGGUGAAGAAGGAAGGCCAGGAUGCCCGGCUGCGGGAGCGGCGCUCGAGGCCUGGGCCGCCGGCUCCUCUUCCUCCUGCAAAAAAAUGGGGUACGGCAUUGUUCCUAUUCAGCGACACGGAAGAAUCUUUACAUCACAAAAGACACAAAGGUCAUUUGCCAGGGUUUUACUGGCAAACAGGGCACCUUUCACAGUCAACAGGCGUUGGAAUAUGGCACUAAUCUAGUAGGAGGAAUUUCACCAGGCAAAGGGGGCAAAACUCAUUUGGGUCUUCCAGUUUUCAACUCUGUGUCAGAGGCUAUAGGCAAAACGGGUGCUUCUGCCUCUGUCAUAUACGUGCCACCGCCAUUCGCUGCUGCUGCAAUCAAUGAAGCCAUUGAUGCCGAAAUCUCCCUUGUUGUGUGCAUUACAGAAGGUAUUCCUCAACAGGACAUGGUGCGUGUCAAGCACAGGUUGCUUCGUCAGGACAAGACUCGGCUUGUGGGCCCAAAUUGUCCCGGAGUUAUCAACCCUGGGGAAUGUAAAAUUGGCAUCAUGCCUGGACACAUUCACAAGAAAGGAAGAGUUGGUAUUGUAUCAAGAUCUGGCACAUUGACAUACGAAGCUGUUCAUCAGACAACUCAAGUUGGACUGGGACAAUCCUUCUGUGUUGGAAUCGGUGGAGAUCCAUUUAAUGGAACGAAUUUUAUCGACUGUCUGGAUGUCUUCUUGAAGGAUCCUCACACUGAGGGGAUUAUACUGAUAGGAGAGAUUGGUGGAAACGCUGAAGAAGAUGCUGCUGACUUCCUAAGGAAAAACAAUUCUGGCCAGGACUCCAAGCCAGUUGUAUCAUUUAUAGCAGGAGUUACUGCUCCUCCGGGCAGGCGAAUGGGCCAUGCGGGGGCUAUCAUUGCUGGAGGGAAAGGUGGCGCGAAAGAGAAAAUCACGGCCCUUCAAAACGCCGGUGUCAUUGUCAGUAUGUCUCCUGCUCAGCUGGGAUCUACUAUAUACAAGGAGUUUGAGAAGAGGAAAAUGCUGUGAGAGGGAAGGAAGAGAAGGUGCUGCCGCCAGAAAGAAACCGGCCCCUGAAGAAGUACCAGCACAGCCCUCGCUUCCGUCCAUGCUCUGCGCUUUUCUCCUACUCAUUUUUCUUUGCUGAAUACAGCCAACAUCAGUCUCAUGGCUCCAGCUUUAAAGCCACAAGCUUUUCUUUCAGUGGCUCCUUUGUUCAGAUAUGAUUGUACAUCAUAGCAAAUGAAUAAAUCUACCACUAUGAA
Anolis sagrei ordinatus is the source of this 1304-nucleotide messenger RNA. It is a transcript of the gene SUCLG1, whose product is annotated as succinate-CoA ligase GDP/ADP-forming subunit alpha. Lineage: Eukaryota; Metazoa; Chordata; Lepidosauria; Squamata; Anolidae. Gene Ontology annotation, cellular component: mitochondrion; succinate-CoA ligase complex (ADP-forming). The record is from RefSeq and is a predicted model, not a curated record. Gene Ontology annotation, molecular function: succinate-CoA ligase (ADP-forming) activity; succinate-CoA ligase (GDP-forming) activity. Gene Ontology annotation, biological process: tricarboxylic acid cycle.